Phycodurus eques (leafy seadragon) is the source of this 6452-nucleotide messenger RNA. It is a transcript of the gene myh10, whose product is annotated as myosin, heavy chain 10, non-muscle. The record is from RefSeq and is a predicted model, not a curated record. The transcript has 45 exons. NCBI's taxonomy places the organism in Eukaryota, Metazoa, Chordata, Actinopteri, Syngnathiformes, Syngnathidae. Gene Ontology annotation, cellular component: myosin complex. The coding region runs from base 191 to 6229 and encodes 2012 amino acids. Gene Ontology annotation, molecular function: cytoskeletal motor activity; actin filament binding; ATP binding.
UGCCGGAUGGUGGAGGACCACUGAUGAGAGCUGUGAGCGGGCAAUAAACAACAAGGAGAAGAAGGAGAAGUGACUCUUUUAGCUCGCAUUCCACUUCCACGCGGAUACCGGUAAACUCCACGGGAGGAUUUCCUUCACCUGCUGCGUGUGGUGGCCAAGUGAGGAGCGCUGCUUCUGGUAGCCACUUGCAAUGUCACAGAGAAGUGGGCAGGAGGACCCGGAGCGGUACCUCUUUGUGGACCGCGCCGUGGUCUACAACCCGGCCUCGCAGGCCGACUGGACCGCCAAGAGGCUGGUAUGGAUCCCGUCGGAGCGCCACGGUUUCGAAGCGGCCAGCGUACGAGAGGAGCGCAGCGAGGAGGUGCUCGUGGAGCUGGCGGAGAACGGGAAGAAGGCCUCGGUCAACAAGGACGACAUCCAAAAGAUGAACCCGCCCAAGUUCAGCAAGGUGGAGGACAUGGCCGAGCUCACCUGCCUCAACGAAGCGUCCGUACUGCACAACCUCAAGGACCGCUACUACUCGGGCCUCAUUUAUACGUACUCUGGCCUCUUCUGUGUAGUCAUAAAUCCCUACAAAAACCUCCCCAUCUACUCGGAGAACAUCGUGGAAAUGUACCGGGGCAAAAAGAGGCACGAGAUGCCCCCUCACAUCUACGCCAUCUCAGAGUCUGCUUACAGAUGCAUGCUACAAGAUCGAGAGGACCAGUCCAUUCUUUGCACUGGUGAGUCUGGAGCUGGCAAGACGGAGAACACAAAGAAAGUCAUCCAGUACCUGGCGCAUGUUGCCUCCUCCCACAAAGGAAGAAAAGACCACAACAUUCCUCCAGAAUCUCCUAAGCCAGUGAAGCUGCAGAGUGGAGCCCUCUUUUAUGGUGAACUGGAACGUCAGCUUUUACAAGCUAACCCCAUCCUCGAAUCAUUUGGAAACGCGAAGACGGUGAAAAAUGACAACUCAUCCCGUUUUGGGAAAUUCAUCCGCAUCAACUUUGAUGUCACUGGAUAUAUUGUUGGGGCCAACAUUGAAACAUAUUUAUUGGAGAAAUCCAGAGCUAUACGCCAAGCCAAAGAUGAACGCACCUUCCACAUUUUUUACCAGCUGCUGGCCGGAGCUGGAGAACACCUCAAAUCUGACCUGCUUUUGGAGGGGUUUAACAACUACCGUUUCCUGUCCAAUGGCAACAUCCCAAUCCCAGGCCAGCAGGAUAAAGACAACUUCCACGAGACCAUGGAGGCCAUGCACAUCAUGAGCUUCUCCCACGAGGAGAUUCUGGCCAUGUUGAAAGUCGUGUCCUCGGUGCUUCAGUUUGGAAACAUUAUCUUUAAGAAGGAAAGGAACACCGACCAGGCCUCCAUGCCUGAUAAUACAGCCGCUCAGAAGCUGUGUCACCUGUUGGGCAUGAGUGUCAUGGAGUUCACUAGAGCCAUCCUCUCGCCAAGGAUCAAAGUGGGACGAGACUAUGUCCAGAAAGCCCAAACCAAAGAGCAGGCUGACUUUGCUGUGGAGGCCCUGGCUAAAGCAACAUAUGAGCGUCUCUUCCGUUGGCUGGUCCAUCGCAUUAACAAAGCUCUAGACAGGACUAAAAGACAGGGUGCCUCCUUCAUCGGUAUCCUGGACAUUGCUGGCUUUGAGAUCUUCCAGCUCAACUCUUUCGAGCAGCUGUGCAUCAACUAUACCAACGAGAAGCUGCAGCAGCUCUUCAACCACACCAUGUUCAUCCUUGAGCAGGAGGAGUACCAGAGGGAGGGCAUCGAGUGGAGCUUCAUCGAUUUCGGUCUGGACCUGCAGCCCUGCAUCGACCUCAUUGAGAGGCCGGCAAACCCUCCAGGGUUGUUAGCUCUGCUAGAUGAGGAGUGCUGGUUCCCCAAGGCCACAGACAAGACCUUUGUGGACAAGCUGAUCCAAGAACAGGGAACACACACCAAGUUUCAGAAACCGCGCCAGCUCAAAGACAAAGCUGACUUCUGCAUCAUCCACUAUGCUGGAAGGGUGGACUACAAGGCAGAUGAGUGGUUGAUGAAGAACAUGGACCCCCUCAAUGACAACGUGGCCACGCUUCUGCAUCAGUCCACUGACAAAUUUGUGGCGGAGCUGUGGAAAGACGAGAUUCAGACCAUUCAAAGGGCUUCAUUCUAUGACAAUGUCACUAGUCUGGAUGAGCCAGCAGUGGAUCGCAUAGUGGGCCUGGACCAGGUGACAGGCAUGAACGAGACAGCCUUUGGCGCCACCUACAAAACGAAGAAGGGCAUGUUUCGGACUGUGGGUCAGCUCUACAAGGAGUCACUCACCAAGCUCAUGGCCACGCUAAGGAACACCAACCCCAACUUUGUCCGCUGUAUCAUACCCAACCACGAAAAACGAGCAGGUAAACUGGAGCCUCACCUGGUUCUGGACCAGUUGAGGUGUAAUGGUGUUCUCGAGGGGAUCCGUAUCUGCAGACAGGGCUUCCCCAACCGCAUUGUCUUCCAAGAGUUUAGACAGAGAUAUGAGAUCCUCACUCCCAAUGCUAUUCCCAAGGGCUUCAUGGAUGGGAAACAAGCUUGUGAGAGAAUGAUUCAAGCCCUUGAGCUGGACCCCAACCUGUUUCGCAUCGGCCAGAGUAAGAUCUUCUUCAGAACCGGUGUUCUGGCUCACUUGGAGGAGGAGCGUGAUCUGAAGAUCACUGACAUCAUCAUUUACUUCCAGUCUGUGUGUCGUGGAUACUUGGCACGCAAGGCCUUUGCUAAGAAGCAGCAACAGCUAAGUGCCCUGAAGGUUCUCCAGAGGAAUUGUGCUGCUUACCUGAAGCUGCGACACUGGCAGUGGUGGAGGCUCUUUACAAAGGUGAAGCCUCUUCUGCAAGUAACAAGGCAGGAGGAGGAAAUGCAAGCCAAAGAUGAGGAGCUAGUCAAGGUGAAGGAGAGACAGCUGAUGGUGGAGAAUGAUCUUGUGGAGAUGGAAAGGAAACACCAACAGCUCAUGGAGGAGAAGACCAUUCUAGCAGAGCAGCUCCAGGCAGAAACGGAGCUGUUUGCAGAGGCCGAAGAGAUGAGAGCUCGUCUGGCCUCCAGGAAGCAAGAGCUCGAGGAGAUACUCCAUGACCUGGAGUCUCGGGUGGAGGAAGAGGAGGAAAGGAACCAGAGUCUGCAGAACGAGAAGAAGAAGAUGCAGUCGCACAUUCAGGACCUGGAGGAGCAGCUCGAUGAGGAGGAAGCCGCACGACAGAAGCUUCAGCUCGACAAAGUGACGGCUGAGGCAAAGAUCAAGAAAUUAGAAGAAGACAUUGUGUUGCUCGAGGACCAAAACACCAAGUUUCACAAGGAGAAAAAGCUGCUGGAGGACCGGAUCAAUGAAGCGACCACCAUGCUGACAGAGGAGGAGGAGAAAACAAAGAACCUUGGCAAGCUCAAAAACAAGCAGGAGAUGAUAAUGGUGGAUCUGGAGGAGCGUCUGAAGAAGGAAGAGAAAACACGUCAGGAACUGGAGAAAGCCAAACGCAAGCUGGACGCUGAGACGACAGAUCUGCAGGACCAGAUUGCUGAGCUCCAAGCGCAGAUUGAAGAAUUGAAGAUCCAAUUGGCCAAGAAGGAGGAGGAGUUCCAGGCAUCAUUGGCCAAGAGUGACGAGGAGACGGCGCAAAAGAACAACGCCCUCAAGCAGAUCCGGGAGCUGCAGGCCCAACUGGCUGAGCUCCAGGAGGAUCUGGACUCCGAGAAGAUGUGCCGAAGUAAAGCUGAAAAACUGAAGAGGGACCUCAGCGAGGAGCUCGAGGCGCUGAAGACGGAGCUGGAGGACACGCUAGACACCACUGCCACCCAGCAGGAACUCAGGACCAAGCGAGAGCAAGAAGUGGCUGAGCUCAAGAAAGCGAUCGAUGAGGAGAGCAAAAACCAUGAGGCCCAGAUCCAAGAAAUGAGGCAGAGGCACGCCAUUGCGCUGGAGGAACUGUCUGAACAACUGGAUCAGGCUAAAAGAUUUAAGUCCAAUUUGGAAAAGAACAAGCAGUGUCUGGAAAACGAUAACAAAGAGUUGGUCUGCGAGGUGAAGAUUCUGCAGCAGACCAAGACGGAGUCCGAACAUAAGAGGAAAAAACUGGAGUCCGUGAUGCAGGAGUUCACGGCCAGAACUGCUGAGAUGGAGCGAACCAAGGGGGAGAUGGCUGACCGUUCCCACAAACUCCAGAUGGAGCUGGAUAACGUGUCAGUCUUGCUGGAGGAGGCGGAGAAGAAGGGCAUCAAACUGACAAAGGACGCCGACAACCUGGGAAGCCAGCUGCAGGAUACACAUGAGUUACUUCAGGAGGAGACUCGCCAGAAGCUAAACCUGGGCAGCAAAGUGCGCCAGCUGGAGGAGGAGAAGAACACCUUGCUGGAGCAGCAGGAGGAAGAGGAGGAGGCUCGACGCAACUUGGAGAAACAGCUGCAGAUGACCCAGACUCAGCUGAUUGAGACUAAGAAGAAGCUGGAAGAGGAUGUGGGAGCCAUGGAGGGCCUGGAAGAAGUGAAGAGAAAACUCCAGAAAGACGUGGAGCUGACGAGCCAGCGUCUGGAGGAGAAGGCCAUGGCCACGGACAAGAUGGAGAAGACCAAAAACCGACUGCAGCAGGAGCUGGAUGACCUGAUGGUGGACCUGGACCACCAGAGGCAGAUAGUCUCCAACCUGGAGAAGAAACAGAAGAAGUUUGACCAGAUGCUGGCUGAAGAGAAGACCGUGUCGGCUCGGUACGCCGAGGAGCGUGACCGUGCGGAGGCCGAGGCUAGGGAGAAGGAGACCAAGGCCUUGUCCAUGGCUAGAGCUCUGGAGGAGGCUCUGGAGGCCAAGGAGGAGCUGGAGAGGUUCAACAAGCAGCUCCGUUCAGAAAUGGAGGACCUGAUGAGCUCAAAGGAUGACGUGGGAAAGAAUGUCCACGAGCUGGAGAAAUCCAAGCGUGCGCUGGAGCAACAGGUGGAGGAGAUGCGGACUCAGCUGGAGGAGCUGGAGGACGAGCUGCAGGCCACCGAGGACGCCAAAUUGCGCUUAGAGGUCAACAUGCAGGCCAUGAAGGCCCAGUUUGACAGAGACUUGCAGUCGAGGGACGAGCAGGGCGACGAGAAGAAGCGGGCGCUGGUCAAACAGGUGCGUGAAAUGGAGGCCGAGUUGGAGGACGAGAGGAAGCAGAGGACGCUAUCCGUGGCCUCCAAGAAGAAGCUGGAGAUGGAUCUGAAUGAGCUGGGUGGGCAAAUAGAAGCAGCCAAUAAAGGCAGGGACGAGGCCAUGAAACAACUAAAGAAACUACAGGCUCAGAUGAAGGACUAUCAGAGGGAGCUGGAGGAGGCGCGGGCCUCCAGGGACGAGAUCUUCACGCAGUCCAAAGAAAACGAAAAGAAACUCAAGAGCCUCGAAGCUGAAAUCUUGCAACUACAAGAGGACCACGCGGCGUCGGAGAGAGCCCGCCGGCACGCCGAACAGGAGCGAGACGAACUGGCAGACGAAAUCUCCAACAGCACUUCCGGAAAGUCCAUGCUGCUGGAGGAAAAGAGGAGACUGGAGGCUCACAUCGCCCAACUGGAGGAGGAGCUGGAGGAGGAGCAGGGCAACACGGAGCUGCUUAACGAGCGCUUCAGGAAGAGCACGCUGCAGGUGGAGAGUCUAAACACGGAGCUGGCUGCGGAGCGCGGUGCCUCCCAAAAGAGUGAGAACGCUCGGCAACAGAUGGAGCGUCAGAACAAGGAGCUGAAGGCCAAGCUAGCAGAGCUGGAAGGCUCAGUCAAGUCCAAGUUCAAGGCCUCCAUCACGGCGCUGGAAGCUAAAAUCCUGCAGCUGGAGGAGCAGCUGGAGCAGGAAGCAAAAGAGAGAGCGGCGGCCAAUAAGAUCGUCCGACGCACAGAGAAAAAGCUGAAGGAGGUGAUGAUGCAGGUGGAGGAUGAGCGGCGUCACGCCGACCAGUACAAGGAACAGGUGGACAAGGGCAACUCGCGUAUGAAGCAACUGAAGCGUCAGCUGGAGGAGGCCGAGGAGGAGGCCACCAAGGCCAACGCGUCGCGCAGGAAGAUGCAGAGGGAGCUGGACGACGCCAGCGAAGCCAGCGAGGGCCUCAGCCGCGAGAUAAGCAGCCUCAAGAGCAGACUCAGGCGAGGCGGUCCCGUCAGCUUCUCGUCCUCCGGCCGCUCGGGCCACCACAACCUGAACGUGGACGCCGCCUCCGUGGACCGCUCCGACGACGAUGCCGACAGCCGCACCGGCGACUUCAACGACAUCGCCAAUGCGGAGUGAACCAACACACUCACUCCAACCGGGACUGAAAACAACUGCAGCACAUCUGUCCACCAAUACCACACUACCAGCGGUACCUUGACUUACAUGUGCCCCAACUAACUAGUUUUUCAGUUAUCAGCAACUCAAGGUAAUAAAAAAAAAAAAACAUUAUUUUUUUUUUUUGCCUUGAGUUGCUAGUCCUGUCGUGAAUAGCAAAAAUCUACACGUCAUUGACCCCCCC